Messenger RNA from Equus quagga, 1494 nucleotides. It is a transcript of the gene ZSCAN5B, whose product is annotated as zinc finger and SCAN domain containing 5B. Gene Ontology annotation, biological process: regulation of transcription by RNA polymerase II. The record is from RefSeq and is a predicted model, not a curated record. Lineage: Eukaryota; Metazoa; Chordata; Mammalia; Perissodactyla; Equidae. Gene Ontology annotation, molecular function: RNA polymerase II cis-regulatory region sequence-specific DNA binding; DNA-binding transcription factor activity, RNA polymerase II-specific. The transcript is spliced from 4 exons. The coding region runs from base 1 to 1494 and encodes 497 amino acids.
AUGGCUAUGGACCAGACAUUUUCCUGGGGUCAUGGAAAACCCCAAGAUAGCCCUUGGGGAUCGGGGCUGCCACCGUCUGUACACUCCCAAAGAGCCCUGAUUGAAAAGCAGGACUGUGACUCUGAGGCUUGGCACAUUAGCUUUAGAGCGUUUACCAGCUCGGAGGAAUCAGACCCUGUCCAGGAUCUGAGGAGACUCUAUGAACUCUGCCAUCUGUGGCUGAGGCCAGAUCUUCACACCAAGGAGCAGAUUCUGGAUAAGCUGGUGAUGGAGCAGUUUAUGAUCUCAAUGCCGCAGGAGCUCCAGGUCUUAGUCAAGGAGAGUGGUGUGGAGAGUUGCAGAGACCUGGAGGACAUGCUAAGAAAUAACAUGAAACCCAAGAAAUGGACCAUAGUGAGCUUAGGAGGACAGAAAUUUCUUAUACGAAAUUCAGAUGUUCAGAUGGCCGAAGCUGAGGUCAGUGGCAUGGACGAUGUGAUAGACUUGUCCAGGAAGCGUCAAUCCUCUGUGAGUGAGAUACAUCCAGAGAAGAAUCAGCAGGUCAGCCGAGAGCUGGGGAACCAGCCAGGAAUCUGUGAAAUGUCAGCGGCGCAGGGACGGAAAGUUCUCCUGCCAGAGACCAUUCCUAAGGUAGAUGACCGGGAGGGUCUGAGACGCAAGCAGAACUUGAAGGAGGACCUGAUGGGAGACAGGGAAGAGACAACAACACGUGAAUCUCAAGAGCCUCAGCUUCCGAAGUGUCCUGAUUCUGUAAGGGCCAAGGACGGGAAGAAUCCCCAAGAAGAAACUUCUAUUAAAAAUGUGGAUGCCGACAUACCUUCCACCCUCAUUUCAGAGAGAGAAGUUUUGACUCAGACUGGGAAUAGAGUAGAUUCCCAGAAGAGUGCAAGAAGCUCCAAAAGAAGAGAACAGGACAACACUCCCAUUUCCCAAGACAUGCCUCAAGAAAGAGCCACAUAUUUGGACAAAGGAGAAUUCUCAGGACAGCUUGGGUCAAAUUCAGUUCAUUCGCCAAGCGCCGUGGAAUCAUCCGAUCUUCCUGUUGGCAAAGAAGCCACAGGAUGGAUGAAAGAAUGUAGGGUAUGCAAGAAGAGAUUUCAUUAUAAAUCUCAGUUCGACCUUCACCAGAGGACACACACAGGCGAGAGACCCUUUAAAUGCAAUAUCUGUCCCAAGGGUUUCAUGCAGGCUUCAGACCUCCGAGUUCACCAGCGGAUCCACACAGGCGAGAAGCCGUACUGCUGUAGACUCUGUCUCAAGAAGUUCACUCACGACUCCACCCUGCGCAGCCAUGAGAAGAUCCACACCAAGGAAAAGCCGUACCGAUGUGAAGACUGCGAGAAAGCUUUCACCCACAAGGGGAACCUCAACGUCCACCGACGCACCCACUCUGGAAUCAAACCCUAUGUGUGUCAUGAGUGCCAAGGUGCCUUCCGUCAGCUGGGAACUUUUAAACGCCACCAAAAAACACAUUCAAAAAUGAUUUCCCAGUGA